Messenger RNA from Cavia porcellus (domestic guinea pig), 939 nucleotides. RefSeq names its product olfactory receptor 6C3-like. NCBI's taxonomy places the organism in Eukaryota, Metazoa, Chordata, Mammalia, Rodentia, Caviidae. The record is from RefSeq and is a predicted model, not a curated record. Gene Ontology annotation, molecular function: olfactory receptor activity; G protein-coupled receptor activity. The coding region runs from base 1 to 939 and encodes 312 amino acids. Gene Ontology annotation, cellular component: membrane. Gene Ontology annotation, biological process: G protein-coupled receptor signaling pathway. The transcript has a single exon.
AUGAGAAACAACACAGUGAUUACCGAGUUCGUUCUCGUGGGUAUGUCAGACAACCCAAAACUUCAGGCUGUAAUUUUUAUCUUUUUAUUUAUAACUUAUAUAUUAAGUAUCACUGGAAACCUCACCAUCAUCAUUCUCACAUUGUUAGACCCACAUUUGAAGACUCCCAUGUACUUCUUCCUCCGAAAUUUCGCCUUCUUGGAAAUUACAUUCACCAGUGUUUCCAUCCCAAGAUUUUUGUGUUCAAUAAUUACUAAAGUCAAGACCAUUUCUUACAGCAACUGUUUAGCUCAGUUAUUUUUCUUCAUCUCCUUGGGUGUGUCUGAAUUUUUUCUUUUGACAGCUAUGUCCUACGAUCGCUAUGUGGCCAUCUGUAAGCCUCUCCACUACACCACCAUCAUGAAUAAGAAAAUCUGUGUGCUUCUGGUCUUAAGUUCUUGCCUGGCAGGAUUUCUGACCAUUUUCCCACCACUCAUGCUGAUCCUCCACUUGGAUUUCUGUGCUUCCAAUGUCAUCGAUCACUUCUCUUGUGAUUACUUCCCCAUCUUACAACUCUCAUGCUCAGACACGUGGUUCUUAGAGAUGAUUGGCUUUUACUUUGCCUUUGUUACUCUGCUGUUCACACUGGCAUUGGUGAUUCUUUCCUAUAUAUGUAUCAUUCGCACCAUUCUGAAAAUCCCUUCUGCCAAUCAGAGGAAAAAGGCUUUCUCUACCUGUUCGUCUCACAUGAUUGUCAUCUCCAUCUCCUAUGGAAGCUGCAUAUUCAUGUAUGUCAAGCCUUCAGCAAAUCAAAGAGCUUCAUUGACCAAGGGAGUAGCCAUCCUUAAUACUUCAAUUGCUCCCAUGUUGAACCCUUUUAUUUAUACUUUGAGGAAUGAGCAGGUAAAACAAGCCUUCAGAAACUUGACUCAUAAACUAACGUUUUAUAGAAACAAAUGA